ACUUCCACCUUACUACCAUUGUCAGGCUGAGCAGCAUCACGUACAAGGAAGUAUGACUUUCUAGCUUCCUUAAUCACGCCUGUCUACAAUGAGCAGGAGGCAGACUGCAGACUGACGGGACAGGAGUGUGAUGAUGGCACGAUUCAUAAGGAGGCCAAGAGUGGAGGUCUGUCUUGUAAACGUGACUGUGAAGAUGACAAAGAGAGUGGGAAUGCACGUGGACGUCUUAUCAUGGCCCACUUCUCCCACUGUGGGCGUCUCCUUGGCCUGACGGUGGCGGCAACAGAAGCGCGAAGACUCUCCUUGGCCGGUGGUCAGAACGCGACCAGAGGCGAGUUUCCGUGGUUGGUGACCCUGGAGCUGCACAACACGCAGAGCAGCUGGCACAAGUGUGACGGCGCACUGGUGACCAAACAGUGGGUGCUCACCGCCGCCCACUGCGUCGAUUCUGAGAGACCCGAGUAUCUGCAGGUGGUCAGCGGCGAGUAUAACAGAGACCUUGAAGAGGGCACUGAGCAAAGGCAUCAAGUUGACAACAUCGUCAUUCAUCCCGAAUUUGUUCACGCACACUGGAUAGGCUACAAGACGCCUUACAUCAACGACGUGGCGCUCCUGCAUCUCACCCACGAAGUUAGGAUCGACAAUUACACCAAGCGGAUAAUCCUCGAUCCCGGCACCUUCACCAUCAUUGGUACGAGGUGUAUUGAGGCUGGCUGGGGGACGACCACGGAAGGAAGGAACAUGUCCAAUACCCUGCGAUACGUUAGUGUGCCUGUUCGACCUCUUGAGGAAUGUGAGAGGGCUUACAAUAUGUACAUCCACGAAAACGCCGUCUGUGCCGGCAGCGUGCAUUAUGGCGUCGGGUUCUGUACGGGUGACAACGGCGGGGGCCUGAUCUGUUAUGACCCGUACAACCAGGAGUACGUGCUGAGCGCCGUGCUCUCGUGGCGCGAGGGAUGUGCUGUACACAACAAACCUGCACUGUAUAUGGACGUGCUUCCCUACUUGGAGUGGUUCGUCAACGUUAUCGGCGAUGAUAUCUUUUGGCCUGAGCAUGAAGGAGUCUAGAAUACAAAAUAUCGAAAUAGGUUUCCCAUUUAAGUUCUUAAAAUGUUUAAGUUUAGAAUGUUUUAAGUUUAGAAUGAGUGCAAAAUAAUAUAGGGACAUGACUAUUGCUCAUUAAUUUUCUUUGUGUUAAGUCACUAGGGAGCUUCAAAAGUUCAAUCUCAUGGAUAAGGAUGAUAGGUGGAAAUAGGUAGGUAUGUUUCAUGCAGGGACUGUCAAGUACGUGUUGGCUUCAUGACAAUUUACAGUUUCCCUUAUUUUCUUCUCUUCUUAAUUUUAUGUAUCUUAUUUAUUUAUCUAUUUUAUCAUCUUAUUAUUAUUUUGAGGUCUGUUACCUGAACUAUUGCUAUUAUUAUUAUUAUUAUCAUUAUCAUUAUUAUAAUUAUUAUUGUUGUUGUUGUUGUUGUUGUUGUUGUUGUUGUUGUUGUUGUUGUUGUUGUUGUUGUUGUGGCCAGUGUAAUGAGUAAUGAAGUGGAGGAAACAAUAACUAGACUAAUUAGUUAUUUGGAUAAUGAGAGAGAGAGAGAGAGAGAGAGAGAGAGAGAGAGAGAGAGAGAGAGAGAGAGAGAGAGAGAGAGAGAGAAAAUUAAUUAUGUCCUUCACCAAACAUGUCUACUGAUGACGAUGAUAAGUGAACGGCUUGACGGGAGCUUUGCGUAACAACUGAACUAGUGUGUUUGAGUCAUAUCAGAAACUGGUGAAGGGAUUGAGGCAACCAAUAACCUACACAUUAUCGUAUCCCUAGUCCCUAAGCUUAGAGAAGAGAGAGCAAGGAAGGAUUAACGUAUUAGGAGGCAAUAAACAGGAUAAAAAAAAAAAAGAAAACAAGAAAUGGAGUUGAAAAGAGUGAAAAAUAGAAUGAAAAAUUAUAUAUAAAUAUCCGUUUAUCUAUAUUGGCCGGUGAUCCCGUACGGGGUGGUCCACACUCCUAUACAUAUCAUUCACAUUUUUAGCUCCGUCUGCAAAUGAUGGAGAGGGGGUUUGGCCAUAUACUAAAAAAAAUAAUAAUAAUAAUAAAAAAAAAUAAAAGGA
Scylla paramamosain (green mud crab) is the source of this 2097-nucleotide messenger RNA. Its product is annotated as trypsin-3-like. The record is from RefSeq and is a predicted model, not a curated record. Lineage: Eukaryota; Metazoa; Arthropoda; Malacostraca; Decapoda; Portunidae. Gene Ontology annotation, biological process: proteolysis. The coding region runs from base 232 to 1068 and encodes 278 amino acids. The transcript has 7 exons. Gene Ontology annotation, molecular function: serine-type endopeptidase activity.